Coregonus clupeaformis (lake whitefish) is the source of this 4428-nucleotide messenger RNA. RefSeq names its product FYVE, RhoGEF and PH domain-containing protein 3. Lineage: Eukaryota; Metazoa; Chordata; Actinopteri; Salmoniformes; Salmonidae. Gene Ontology annotation, biological process: cytoskeleton organization; filopodium assembly. Gene Ontology annotation, molecular function: guanyl-nucleotide exchange factor activity; metal ion binding. The record is from RefSeq and is a predicted model, not a curated record. Gene Ontology annotation, cellular component: cytoplasm. The transcript is spliced from 19 exons. The coding region runs from base 298 to 3072 and encodes 924 amino acids.
GGAAGGAAUAGUUUUGCUGCAAGGAGGGCAGAGCCGUGAGGAGUGAAUGGAUCAGUGCACUAAUGCCGGAAAAGCGCCUCGUGGAAACCCUCCUAUCUCCGUGAGAGAAGCACUAAAUGCCCGUUAUGUUCAACUGCGGAGGCUAGAGCGUUUUGCCAAGAUAAGGGAAAAAGCAGAGGACUUCGAGUCGGGACACUCCUUCGUUUGAGUUACUGUAACGUUAGCACUGUUUCCAAUCUCCUGUGAGCCUAGCGUCGGAGAGGGAGGGUUCAGCCAAGCAGGAUAACUGUCGGCAAGAUGCAGGGGGUUUCACCAACAACUGACCUCCCUCCCUCCUCUCUACAGUACCAGUGUGGAUCGGUGGACUUCCUGUGUUCCCCACGGCUGGGAAAGAAAGCCCCGCCCCCUCCCAGAUCAUGUCACGGUCGGCCUGCAGUCAAGCCCUGCCCCCAGCCCACCGCCACACCCACCUCUCAGAAACCUCAAGUGCCCCCUAAGCCCCCGCACCUGUUGGCCCUCGGACAGGACAAGAAGCCCAAGAGGAUCCCCCCGGCCCCCUCCAGGCCGUUGCCUGCCCCCCCAACUUCGCCCAAACCGCGGCCCAGCCAGACCCCCCCUGGCCUGGCCACACAGCCUCAAAGAGAGGCCCAGAGCGUGGGGCUGCUCAUCGAGAGGUUCGAGAAGUCCAGGGUUCCGAUUCUUGGCGUCCCGCCGAAGAAUCAGCUCCACCUGUGCCUGAGUAUGGACGCCAUGUCUGAGACCACACCGCCCUCUGCCCCUGACCCCACAGCACACGCCCCUUCAGGGUCAGCAGGAGCAAAGGACUCUGGGGAACGCUCCUCCGCCGACAAACUUGCACAUAUCGUCUCGGAGCGGACUGAUGAGGUCACAGAGCUGAUGGAACUCUCACGCCUGGCCUCAUUCCGCAUCGACGGCCACAAGGACAUUCCUCUGGACUCUAGGGAGGACCACUUCGACGUCGCCCACGGCGAUGGAGUUGGUUGCCUUGACGACGCGGAGCGGGAGGAGAGAGGCUCUUCCCAUGAGCUCCAGGACAAUCCGGACUCUCGCUCCUUGGAGCAGAACUUAAACGGGAAGAUUCCCAACCGGGACAGCGGGAUUGACAGUCCAUCGUGUGCAGUGGAGGGGGAGGUGUUCCCCAACGAGGACGCCAUCGAUGAGGAAGAGCGCUACGACAGCAUUACGGAGACGGAGACUAGCAUGUCCUGCUGCAUAACCCAGGACAACAAGCGUGACUCCACGCAGGACGAGGACAGUGACCUGGAUGAGGUCAGCAGUGGAGAGACUGAGGGAGGGGAGAAGACAGACACACACAGGUGCUCAGAGACCCAGAGGUUACUGAACAUCGCCAGAGAGCUCCUUCACACUGAGGAGGCCUACGUCAAGAGACUCAACCUCCUGGACCAGGUAUUUUGCACUAAGCUGACAGAAGCUGGAAUCCCUCAUGACGUGAUAACAGGGAUCUUCUCCAACAUCUCUUCCAUCUACUGCUUCCACCACAAGUUCCUGCUCCCUGAGCUCAAGACACGCAUCACCGGAGAAUGGGACUCAAACCCGCGUAUAGGAGACAUCCUCCAGAAGCUGGCUCCCUUUAUGAAGAUGUAUGGAGAGUACGUGAAGAACUUUGACCGUGCUAUGGACCUGGUCAACACCUGGAGCCAACGGUCAUCACAGUUCAAGAGUGUGGUCCAGAAUAUACAAAAGCAGGAUGUUUGUGGGAACCUGACUCUGCAGCACCACAUGUUGGAGCCUGUUCAGAGGAUCCCUCGCUAUGAACUCCUGCUCAAGGACUAUCUGAAGAAACUACCUGACGAUGCACUGGACAGGAAGGACACAGAGAAGGCAUUGGAGCUCAUUUCCACAGCAGCCAACCAUUCCAAUGCUGCCAUCAGGAAAAUGGAGAAGAUGAACAAACUGCUUGAGGUCUAUGAGAGACUGGGGGGAGAGGAGGACAUUGUGAACCCAGCCAACGAACUCAUCAAGGAGGGACACAUCAAGAAGAUGUCUGCCAAGAAUGGGACGGCCCAGGACCGAUACCUCUACCUGUUUAAUAACAUGGUGCUGUACUGCGUUCCCAAGCUGAGGCUGAUGGGGCAGAAGUUCAGUGUGAGAGAGAGGAUAAACAUCGCUGGGAUGGAGGUCAGGAAGGAGGUUCAGGAGAAUGUGAAGCAGAACCUCCCUCUCACGUUCGCCAUCAUCGGCAAGCAGCGCUCACUAGAACUGCAGGCCAGCACGGCAGAGGAAAAGGAAGACUGGAUACAGGUGAUCCUGGCCACCAUAGAGAGACACAAGCAGAACAGUGAGACCUUUAACAAAGCCUUCAACAGCUCCUUCUCCAGGGAGGAAGAUCACCUGCCAGACUCACCGGGUCCCUGGAGUACCACAUCCAUAGACUCAGACAGUGAAAGACUGCAUGAAAGGAAAAGUUCCAAGAAGAAGGAGAAGGAGAAGCAGACAUGUAAAGGAUGCAACGAGAGCUUCAACUUCACCAAGCGCAAACACCACUGCAAAGCUUGUGGAGCGGCCAUCUGUGGUAAAUGCUCUAAGAUGUUGGAGAACAAGACGUGUCGAGUGUGUCCUGAAUGCUAUGAGACGAGCCAAGUCCCUGAAGGGCCUGCAGGGGCCCCAGGAGAGCUGAAGAAGAAAGCUACAGCCGAGAAGCAGGUGUCUCUGUCUCUAUUGGGGGACAACUGUCUGCUGUGUGGCCAGCUGCAGGUGCAGGAGAAGGGCAAGAGCUGGACCAAGACCUGGGUGGCUGUCACCAAGACUGAUCCUCUAGUGCUCUACCUGCAGACCAGCGGACAGGACUCCCGCGGGGCACGGGCCAUACCCCUCCCGGGGUUUGAGGUGAACAUGUCAGCGCCAUCGGCAACAGAGAAGUCAGAGCUCAAACACGCGUUCCGGCUGAGUAACUCCCAGCAGGCUUUGCUGUUCAGCGCCCAGGACGCAGAGGUCCAGGACAAGUGGGUGGAGCUUCUCUCUAGAGCCGCCCGUGGGGAAACGCCCACAGACACGCCCGUCAGCCUGACGGAGCACAGGAAGAGCCAAUAGGGAGGCUCCGCUGAGGCCACAGGACCCUCCCCCUCCUUCCCACCUCUCGCCCCCUCUCCUGUGGACAGAGCACACAUUACUUGAAUUCACUUUACCUUGGCACUUUUUAUUUUGUUUUGUUUUCUUUGAAGGGAGGGAGGGAAGAUUCAUACAUGCACACACACACAUUCACACACAGACUUGCUCUUUCCCUGGCUGUCUCUAUCGCUCUCGCUUACACACACACACACACACACACACACACACACACACACACACACACACACACACACACAACACAUACACGCUUGUGCCACCAGUCCGCCACCAUUGUAUGCGUGGUUACGUUUUAUUUCUCUCAGUGUUCUCUGCAGUUCAAGAAGAACAGAAUACUUUGAUUUAACAUGUUUUGUAUUAUAGCCGAAGGCAUUUAUAAGAUGAAUCCUGUAUGAUAUUAUAUAAAGAUGAAGAUCGUUGUACAUUGUGUGACUGUGUUGUGAAGCAUUAACCCCUGUUGGUCUGUCUGUCUGUCUAUCUGUCUGUGUGUUGCUCCUGUGUUUUAUUUCAUUAUUGAAUGUUAGCGUAUUGAACCCCAGACACAGAUGCCACCUCUCCCUACCCCUGUGGUCCCAGUGCCAGCUCAGUGGUGGUUGUACAGUAUGUAUACUAUAUUGUGUCAUUAGUUUAAAGAGCUCCAUUUUAACUUAAGAGACGUGAACGAACGCUUGUGGCUGGCCACCUUAUGCUCCCACUAUCAGCCCCCCAACUCCUCACAGCCCUCCCCCCAAACACUCCCACCCUCACCCUAUUAUCAGCCCCCCAACUCCUCACACCCCUCCUCCCAAACACUCCAACCCUCAAUUUACUAUCAUCCCCCCCUCCCCCCAAACACUCCCACCCUCAACGUACUAUUAUCCCUCCAACUCCUCCCCCCGUCUCCUGAAUGGCCUUGCUCCCUCCCUCCCCUCUCUAUAAACUCUACCCCCAUGGCCAGGAAAAUAUACUACCACUUCCUGUUACUACCGCUUACCUGCUUUGCCCCUUCUGGUCAUGUGAUAGAAACCUUAGCAACGAUACAAGUACUGGACGACUGUGCGUUCUGCCUUGCCCCCCUCUACCCCCCAACCCCCCGGCACCAGCUUGUAAAGAACCAGAAGACUGUUUAGUCAUCUCUGUGUGCAUGUAUAAACAUACUCAUAUUUAUAUAGCGUGCUCUGAAAACCCCAGCCCCUCUCUCCUCUCCUCUUUGUCAAACUGUAAAGUGAGCAGACUCAGUAUUGCGUGUUUUAACCCCAGGUUGUGCACAGUGGAUAAGUAGUCAACACAUCAUCAAUAAAGAAACAUAUGGCUCACUCAGUGUCAUACUGUCCAACAUGA